Galdieria sulphuraria is the source of this 1741-nucleotide messenger RNA. RefSeq lists its product as uncharacterized. The transcript has a single exon. Gene Ontology annotation, molecular function: molecular adaptor activity. Gene Ontology annotation, cellular component: nucleus; cytoplasm. The coding region runs from base 18 to 1706 and encodes 562 amino acids. The record is from RefSeq and is a predicted model, not a curated record. Lineage: Eukaryota; Rhodophyta; Bangiophyceae; Galdieriales; Galdieriaceae.
CCAAAGAAAGCAUAAGAAUGGAGUGGAGAACAGACUUGGUCUGCAAAGAAGAAAGCUUUCGCUUCAGUGAGACCUGUAUUCGUUUGGCACAAGUUUCCGAAAGCAGACUACGAAGCUUGGUCGGAAAGCAACUCGCGGAGUUGGUGUCCAUUUUCGGAACAGACAUAUUCACUCUUAUAUACUUUUCGGUUCUUGAAAUUGCAAAGAAAGCUUUAUCCGAUAACUAUACGGAGCCUGAACCGAAACCAGAAAAAGAAGGUUGCUUACAAAGUAACCUUUCUGUUUUGACUGAAAGUCGUAUCGUGAAUUGCCUCGAAACCAGCCUUGAAGCUAUUGCAGCUAUUCUCAAGAGUCUAGAAGGACCUCCUUCGAACAACGUUUCUUUUCAAAAGGAGCUUUUAAGUUUUCUCCAUCAAUGUUAUGGCCAUUCGAAUCGCUUCGUAAGAGAAGCUUGUCAGCAUGUUAUGCAUCCAACAUUAGAAACAUUCCAAUCAGAGUUGGACAGUGUUGAACCUGAAAUUGUUGACAUAGUUGCCAAGAUAAUAGCAUCUGGAAUGGAAGACAACUGGAGUCAAGUUAGAUUUGCAGCUUCACUCAAUUGCAGGCUAUUUCUACUAUUGUUGAAAAGCAGAAAGUGCCAGUAUUUUUCUAUUCUUCUUCCUCGACUACGAUUGAAUUGCCAUUAUGCUGCAGAAGGAGUAAAAUCAUACAGUUUGGAGUCAUGGAAGCUAAUCUUACAGAAUGAUGGUCUAAAGACACUUUCUGAAUUGGCAGAGUCAUUUUUUGACUAUUAUAUAUCUCAAACUCUUGCAGAAAAUCAUUCCGUUCGAGAGGCAGCCUGUCAUGCUAUGGAGGAGGCAGUGGAAAGACUUCCGUUUGAGGCAUUGGAAAGGCAUAUUAAAGAAGUUAUACAGUCGCUGUUCUUUUGCAUUCAAGAUGAAAGUUGGCCAGUUCGAGAUUGUGCUUCUGUGGUUUGUGGUAGUGUUACUGCAAAAUACCCGAAGCAGGUACAGGAGAGUAUCGAAAUGGAAAAACUUGUUGAACUGUGGAAGAAUGCAUUGACAGACAAUAUUUCGAGCGUACGUGAAAACUCUGCAAUUGCUUUGGUGAAAGCUUGUGAGGCUUUAGACAAUCAUGUUUCACUAAACUAUGAUACGCUAUUUGAGUAUUGUUCACAACUUAUGCUUCGAGUGAAGGAGCAACCAAAGAAUCCUGAAAGAUAUGGAUUACGAAAGACACUCCAAGACACUCAGUUUGGUGCCGCUCACAAAUUAGCGCAUGACAAUGACAGAGAAAUCCAUGUAGAACAAACUAUGUACUCAUGCGGUUCACUUGCACCCAAACUGAAAGGUGGUCAUUCAUGUGAUCGUCGCAAUCGUCGUACAAAGGAACCUUGGGAAGAGUCAGAUGGAGGACUUCGCUUAUGGAGACUUUUGUUUUUGAAAAGACCGAAAGAAGCGUGUGCACUCAUUCCGUUAUCGGUGGAGAUCUUUGAACACCUGGAAUUUGCAAAGGCUUCGUAUUUAUUGGAUACAUUUUGGUCAGUAAUGGGAGAUAUUUUAGGGUAUUUGGAUAAGGAAUCUGUUAAGCCCUAUUUAUCGAUAUUAAUGGAACAAGUCCAAAUUGCUAAAAGAAGUGAAUAUCCUGCUUUAGAGAAGAAUGCACAAAUAGCAUUUAGAAAGCUAGAACGACUUUUGCAGUCGUAGUGCAUACAUUUGCUACUCGAAGAAUCGCCUCUUUG